This is a messenger RNA of Exserohilum turcica Et28A, 525 nucleotides long. RefSeq lists its product as uncharacterized. The transcript is spliced from 2 exons. NCBI's taxonomy places the organism in Eukaryota, Fungi, Ascomycota, Dothideomycetes, Pleosporales, Pleosporaceae. The coding region runs from base 1 to 525 and encodes 174 amino acids. The record is from RefSeq and is a predicted model, not a curated record.
AUGAAGUUUGCCUUUAGCCUCCUCGCGCUCGCCCUCCGCGCCAGCGCCGUCCUGGCUUCCGCUGCCCCUGAUGCCAACGCCGAAGCACUCAGCGAGCGCGCCUCUCUGAUCGAAGAGUGCGGCGAGCUCGGUGUCAUGACGGUGCCCGAAGGCGCCGACCCCUCCAAGUACCGCAAGUGCGCCGACCACCCUCUGGGCGAAAACCGCCGUCUCUACGAGACCUCAUACGGCACGCCCGACGCAUCGCUCGUGUCGCGCGCCUUCUCCUCGCCCGACAAAAUCAGAGGUGCUGCAGACAUCUUUGCCCGCAAGGAACAAGCAUGCUACUACGACGCCGGCCUCGGCUGCUCGGGCAACUACUGCUGGAAGGCCUGCGGUAACCCCGGCGACGGAAAGUGGUGCUGGACUGCUGCUGGUGAUGGCGGCGGUGCGUGGCUCCAGUGCGCUACCUUCAACGACUGCAAACAGGAUGCUGCGUGUGGAAAGGGAUGUGUGGCUAGCAAGGCUUGUGGCUGUGGCUGUUAA